Rubroshorea leprosula is the source of this 1965-nucleotide messenger RNA. Lineage: Eukaryota; Viridiplantae; Streptophyta; Magnoliopsida; Malvales; Dipterocarpaceae. The record is from the annotation of a GenBank genome assembly.
CUCCGUCAGCGUCUCUCGAGAUCGACAGUGCUCGAUCGGGAGAGCUAUAAACGAUGGGCGAUUUCAACCUCGCUCUGGUGAUCGUCGCGAUAGUGGUGUGUGUGUUGGUGUUCAUCUUCAAUGUCUAUCUCCUCGUCAAUUUCCAGCACCCGGACGACGCCAAUCAGGCGUAUUUCCCUAAAUUCGUCGUCGUUUUGGGCCUUUCCGUCGCCUUGAUCUCCAUUCUCAUGUUGCCGGCGGAUGUCGCCAACCGGCAGGCGUGCAAGAAUGCCAUAUACAAUGGCGCCUGUAAUCUCACCCUCCCGAUGAAGGAUCUGUGGCUCGCUGUUUAUAUUGUGGAUGCUGUGCUUGUCUUCUUCAUUAUCCCCUUUGCCAUGUUCUACUACGAAGGAGACCAGGACAAGAGUGUUGGCAAACGGAUAAAGAGUGCAUUGUUGUGGGUGGUGACAACUGCUAUUGUGUGUGCUCUUGUGCUUGGCAUUCUAUAUGGUCUGGUUGGAAAGGUGGAUUUCACAGUAAUGCAUCUAUCAUCAUCCAACACAAACUUUCCCAGUUCUUGGGACUUCUCUAGCAGUCAACAAUGUAUAGGUGGAAGUGGUACACGUGUGUGCUCUGCAUAUUUGGCAAAUGCUUCAUCAGAAAAAACAUGGACAAUGCGCACUACCUUUCCGGAAUAUGUUGUUGCUCUUGCUACGAUUGUUGGAUCAGUCCUUUUUGCGAUAUUUGGUGGUGUUGGUAUUGCCUGUUUGCCACUAGGUCUUAUCUUUUCAUUCAUUCGGCGUCCAAAGGCUGUUAUCACUCGCUCACAAUAUAUUAAGGAGGCAACUGAACUUGGUAAAAAAGCCAGAGAAUUGAAGAAAGCAGCUGAUGCUCUCCAUCAGGAAGAAAGAAGUGGUUCAAAAGGUAGAAAGUGGCGGAAAAAUGUUAAGGCAGUAGAAAAGGAGUUGCUUCAGUUAGAAGAAGAUGUGAAGCUUUUGGAAGAGAUGUACCCUCAAGGAGAAAAGGCUGAAACUGCAUGGGCUUUGACUGUUCUUGGGUACUUGGCUAAACUUGUUUUGGGAUUCUUAGGGUUGAUUGUUUCGGUGGCUUGGGUAGCUCAUAUAAUUGUUUACCUGUUGAUUAAUCCACCACUUCAUCCUUUCUUGAAUGAGGUUUUCAUCAAGAUGCAUGAUGUAUGGGGUCUUCUUGGGACAGCAGCAUUUGCCUUCUUCUGCAUCUACCUUCUGCUUGCAGUGAUUGCUGGAGCAAUGAUGCUUGGUCUGAGACUAGUUUUCAUCACAAUUCACCCAAUGAAGUGGGGAGCCACUUUAAUGAACUCUUUUCUUUUCAAUGUGGGGCUGAUUCUUUUGUGUUCAAUCAGUGUAAUACAGUUCUGCUCCACAGCAUUUGGGUAUUAUGCUCAAGCAACUGCUGCACAAGAAAUAUUUGGCCAUACAUUGCAGUCUCUUCGUGGGAUUAAAUAUUUGUACAAGUAUAACGUGUUUCAAAUUGCAUUCGUCGUUCUAGCGGGAUUGACCUUUGUAUACUAUGCUGCCUUUGGAUGGAGGAGGAAAAAACCCAGUGGCAGGUUCCAACUUUCCACUUAAAACAGGCUUUACCUUGAAGUUGUGCUUCCUUGAGCUGUCAGAAUUCUCUGUUCUAUCAUCUCUUUUGAAUGUGUUCUUUUCAUACUCUGGAUGGGGAUGGCCUAGUUUUGCCCAAAUGUUGAAGAUUUAGAGAAGUAGGCAAACAUCUUCCAAGUGUCAAAUUGGGUUACCUGUAAUAGCAGUAGCAUGUUCCAGUGCCUCUACUUCCCUUUUUAAUGCUUGUUUUUUGCCUCGUGUAUGUAUUUUUAUUCUUUGUUUGAUUAAUGUUUACACAUUUGGCUUGAACAUGUAUUUUAGAUGUAUCCUCAUCACAAUGAGAACUGCGUUUCUAACUCAAAAGAUGAUGUAAUAUAACCUUGAAGAGCAGAAAUUUUAAUGA